Molecule: messenger RNA, 1930 nt
Organism: Ilyonectria robusta
Lineage: Eukaryota; Fungi; Ascomycota; Sordariomycetes; Hypocreales; Nectriaceae
Product: chaperonin Cpn60/TCP-1 family
Exons: 6
Coding region: 156-1778 (540 amino acids)
Biological process (GO): protein folding
Cellular component (GO): chaperonin-containing T-complex
Molecular function (GO): ATP-dependent protein folding chaperone; ATP binding; ATP hydrolysis activity
Source: RefSeq, a predicted model, not a curated record
ACGGUCCCUCUCCACGCCCCCCGAAAUCUGAAUAUCCGAAAUCUCGUCCAUUCUCGCCCUGACUGCCUUGUGGCCCAAGUCGCCAUUGCGUUGCCCAUCUCCCGGUCAAGGUCCAUCUCCCUCGAGCCGAAAUCUCCAACGCGACUUCGCCCAUCAUGCAGGCUCCGGUGGUGGUUAUGAACACAGGCGGUGGUGAGAGACAGACCGGCCGGAAAGCUCAGCUGUCCAACAUCGCCGCUGCCAAAACAGUCGCCGAUAUCAUUCGAUCAUGCCUCGGCCCCAAGGCCAUGCUCAAGAUGCUGCUCGACCCCAUGGGCGGCAUCGUCCUCACAAACGAUGGCCACGCCAUUCUCCGAGAAAUUGAGGUGUCGCACCCCGCCGCUAAGAGCAUGAUCGAGCUCAGCCGGACACAGGACGAGGAAGUCGGUGACGGAACUACCACCGUAAUUAUCCUAGCUGGUGAGAUCUUGGCACAAGCUCUGCCCCAACUCGACCGCAACAUCCACCCCGUCGUCAUCAUCUCCGCUUUCAAGCGCGCCCUAAAAGACGCCCUCGUCAUCAUCGACGAGAUCUCCCAACCCAUCGAUGUCGACGACGACAAGGCCAUGUACCAACUCAUCUCUUCGUCCAUCGGCACCAAGUUUGUUUCGCGGUGGAUGGAUCAGAUGUGCUCCCUUGCCCUCAAGGCCGUCCGAACGGUGACAUGGGAGGCUGGCAACGGCAAGACUGAGGUCGACAUCAAGCGGUAUGCCCGAGUUGAGAAGGUUCCUGGUGGCGAGAUCGAGGACAGCCAAGUCCUUGACGGCCUGAUGCUGAACAAGGACAUCACACACCCCAAGAUGCGCCGGCGCAUCGAAAACCCCAGAAUCGUGCUCUUGGACUGCCCCCUGGAGUACAAGAAGGGCGAGUCGCAGACCAACAUUGAGAUCACAAAGGAGGACGACUGGAACCGCAUUCUUCAGAUCGAAGAGGAGCAGGUCAAGGCCCUGUGCGAAGCCAUCAUCGCCGUGAAGCCCGAUCUCGUCAUCACCGAGAAGGGUGUCUCCGAUCUGGCUCAGCACUACUUCAUGAAGGCCAACAUCACAGCUCUCCGCCGAGUGCGAAAGACCGACAACAACAGGAUAGCCCGUGCAACUGGUGCCACCAUUGUAAACCGUGUCGAUGACCUCCAGGACUCGGAUGUCGGCACCCAAUGCGGUCUAUUCGAGAUUGAGAAGAUCGGCGACGAGUACUUCACCUUCCUCACCAAGUGCAAGGACCCCAAGGCCUGCACGAUCCUCCUCCGAGGUCCCUCCAAGGACGUGCUCAACGAGAUUGAGCGAAAUCUCCAAGAUGCCAUGGGUGUGGCGCGAAACGUCAUGUUCUCCCCCCGGUUAUCCCCCGGUGGUGGCGCUACGGAGAUGGCCGUCUCUGUGAGGUUGAGCCAGCUGGCCAAGAGCAUCGAGGGUGUGCAGCAGUGGCCCUACAAGGCCGUAGCGGAAGCCCUCGAGGUCAUCCCCCGCACCCUGGUUCAGAACGCCGGCAAGAGCCCCGUCCGUGUGUUGACGGAUCUGCGUGCCAAGCAAGCUGAGGGCAAGAGCUCGUGGGGUGUCAACGGUGACACCGGUGCCAUUGCCGACAUGAAGGAGUACGGAGUCUGGGAGCCCCAGGCCAUCAAGCUGCAGAGUCUGAAGACGGCGAUCGAGGCCGCCUGCCUGCUUCUCCGAGUAGAUGACAUCUGCAGCGCCAAAAAGAUGCAGGGCGGUGCGCCUGGCGUCGGUGGUGGCGGCGAUGAAUAAAGAGAGACGAGAAUGAGGGGAGCUAAGCAUGGUGGCAAGCAUAGGAGCAUCGGGAUGGUUUAGAUUUGUGUUGGGACCAGUCAUACCCCCUGUACUAGCCGAAGAACCAGAACAUAGACAAAAGGGCCUGGGGCGACUGCCCUGGGGUUUUC